CGCGAGAUGACACUUGUGACGUCUGGAUUAGCUCUCCGGAAGGGAUCUAGGAGCUAGACGUUAACGGCACUGCGGGACUUUUAAAUAUCGAUCCAGGGCUGAGGGCUGUGUUAAAAAGAUCCGGUCUCUCCCGGGAAAAGCGGGGCUAUUGGCCGGUAACUGACAGCCAUUGAAUGAUGCAGGCUGCAGAGGAGGCAUGUGCACAGUUGGAAGAUGAGUUGCUCUUUUGUGAGGAUUGCCGCUUAUACUUCCGAGAUUCCUGCCCAACACACGGAGCCCCAACAUUUAUCCUAGACACCCCCGUUCCAGAAAAUGUACCUUCCCGUGCGCUGCUUUCGUUGCCCGAGGGGCUGAUUGUCAAGGAAAGACCUCAGGGGGGUUUUGGGGUUUGGUGCACUAUUCCGGUUAUUCCUCGUGGAUGUAUUUUCGGCCCCUAUGAAGGAGAUAUCAUCAUGGAGAGGAGCGACUGUACUGUAUACUCUUGGGCGGUGAGAGACAACGGAUCUUAUUUUUAUAUUGAUGCCAGUGAUGACUCCAAAUCCAGUUGGAUGAGGUAUGUGGCAUGUGCAUCGACAGAAGAAGAGCACAACCUGACAGUGUUUCAGUAUCGCAGGAAAAUUUAUUACCGUGCCAGUCAAGUAAUCCCCACGGGCACUGAACUGCUGGUUUGGAUAGGAGAGGAGUAUGCUCGGACGCUAGGACUCAAACUGGGUGAGCACUUUAAGUAUGAGUUUGGAGAAAAAGAACUUCUAAUGAAGCUGUUCCAGGACUUACAACUGAAACCGGUAGACUCCAUGUCAAAUCAUGUAUCGUCUCAAAGUCAGUACCUGUGCAAUGAUAUGGUCGCACCUAUGAUGCAGGCACACAAGACAAGUUACCCGCUGAACAAUAUUGGACAUACUUCUUCUGUCUUCCCACUGCUGGAGGGAACCCAGAAUCUUGUGAGCCUUGGUCGAGCACAGAGCCGCUACUGGACCUUUUUUGGAUUUCAGGGGGAUGCCUAUGGCCGCAUUAUCGAUAAAACAAAGAUAAUUUGCAAGCUAUGUGGCGUGCGACUCUCUUACAGUGGUAAUACUACCAAUCUGAGGCAGCACUUAGUAUACAAGCACCGGCGGCAGUACAACGAUUUAGUUGGGACACAAGGAGCUGUUGUGGACCCACAGAAACACCCAGAAUCAGUUUUGCCUUGUGAGUUGGCUUCCAGAGCAAUUGUAACGCCAACAGUGGGAAGAACAACUAGAGCAGUGGCAGAUUUUAUUGUCCGUGACCUAAUGCCUGUUGAAAUAAUUGAGGGAGAAGGCUUUAUUCAAAUGCUGGCAAUACUUGACCCCAAUUACAAACUGCCAGCAAUCUCUUUUUUGGCUCAUACCAUCUUACAGGAAAUGUACAUUCAAGUGAAGGUCAAAGUGGUUGACCUGGUGAAAAACCUGCAAGACUGUUCCAUCAGCCUGGAUUUGUGGAAACACAGUGGCACUUUAUCCUACCUUACCCUCACCAUUCAUUUUGUUGAUGAAGUAUUUGAAUCCCGGAACGUGAUGCUGUCGAGCAGGGCUGUUGCUGAAGACCUUUCGGAGGGCAGCUUGAUAUCAGUCCUGCUGGAUGUUGCUGAAGAGUGGGGGAUUCGUGAUAACACUUUCUAUGCAGUGGGCCUCAACAGUUCUUCUGUGAAGGUUGCAGCUUUAACCGUUGGCUGGAAAUCUCUGCCAUGCGUUGGGCAGGUUUUAAGAAGCUGCAUUGAGACUGUUCUUCAGCAUCACACUAUACAAAGCACCUUGGAUCGAUUUAGGAAACUCGUAGCAUUUGUUUGUUCAUCCCCGAUCAAAAUCGAGGAGAUGGCAACACAUGGACCUGUGUUAAAGGUGCACUUAAAAAUGUUCCUGCGGGAUGGAACUAAGUGGUACAGUAUCUACACAUUGUUGCAGAGCAUAGUGGACCAUUCCAAGUAUUUCAAAAGCCUUACUGAAACAAUGAGUGAAAGUGAGGUUGUUCUACAGCAAGAUGAUUGGUCAAUCCUUCAAGAUGCAGUAGAGAUACUAAAACCCUUAGCAAUUGCUACCUCAACAUUUACCAAAGAUCAAUUUGCUGGAUUAUCACUGGUGAAACCUGUGAUUACCAGCUUAUUGUACAAACAUUUAGCGCCCAAUGAGUGGGACUCUGAUUUUUCUAAGACUAUUAAAAAGACCAUACAUGAGGAUUUGAGCUUUAAGUACGCAGACCAUGAGGUCAAUCGGGUUCUUAACUUGGCAUGUGCCUUGGAUCCUCGCUUUCGUGGCCUUGAUUUCCUCAGUCAGCCAGACCGGGUGGAAACACUUCACUUACUGAAGCUUGAAGCAUCUAAUUUAGCUAAGUUGCAGACCACUGAGCCUACCUGUGUUACUCCUGAGCCCUUGAAUUCAAAACCACCUAUUAAAAAAGUCAAGCAAGAUUCGGGAAUUGAAUUUCUUUUGGGAGACUUGUGCAGUGUACGUAACUCCUCGGUGAGCACAGUCAACCAACAGGCAGAACAGGAGAUUAGCAGCUUUCAGACGAGUGAGGCUUCUUCCUUAUGCCAGGAUCCAUUGCAGUGGUGGAAAAUGCAUCAUACCCAGUACCCACUUUUGGCUCGGGCAGCCCGGAAACUGUUAGCCAUUCCAGCAACCUCAGUGCCCACAAACUGGCUAUUUACUGAUGCUGGUUUGGCAGUUUAUAGAAAGCGUUCUGCGCUGACUGCGGAAAAUGUAGACAUGCUAGUCUUUCUCAAUGGAAACAGGUUAAUGCUUUGAAUCUUGGCCGGGUGGCUUCUUCACAUUUGUGCCUCUCCCUGUUACACCCAAGCCACCCAUUGCCAGUGGACCAUUUUAUCUUCUCCAGGUCAGAUCUAGUGCUUCCCCAUAUAAUAUUUCCUAAAGCAGAAUGGGGACAUGGAUUUCCCUUUGUUCCUACCAGUACCUGUAUUCUUUGUAGCCAGUAUAUUACUGGGCAUUUCAAAUAAGACCCCAAUUUUUUUUAAAAAAACACAUCUGUAAUUUGAAGGAUUCUUUGGGGAGAACUUUUGUGUUUUAAUAAGUAGAUUAUCUAGGUACUCCAUCUGGUUUAAUUAUAAUAAUGGUCUCUUCUGUGGUGGAAUUUAGUUCUAAAGGAAUAUAUUUAAUUAGGGGAUGUGUAGGUGUUAUGCUGCAUUAGAAAAAAGUUUUUUUUUUUUUAUCUAUUUAUUGGUUAAAUGUAAAAGCAGAGUGUCUGUUAUAAUGGUUUGUUUAAUCCCGCAAUACAGUAUUUCUGUGCAACACAGAACUGUCUUAACUAUUGAAUCAUUAUGUUAAUGCAAUAACAAGAAGCUGGACUCUUAAGUCACUCUUCACAUACGAGCAGUUUUUCUCAGCAUGUUUUAAUUGCGUCUAUGAAUGGUUUCCUACACAAUGAAGAUAAUGAUGUUGCGGUUAAACUUGGUGGUUUUUCUCUGUCUGGGCUGUGGAAUGCCAUGCUGUACUAUUAAUUUCUUGCAGCAGGGGGAAGCCCCCUUAAGGGUUUUGCCAGUGACACACAUUUGAUGCCAUAGAUCUGAAACCUAAAAAGAAAUAUGGCUAGAAUUGCUUUAUUGUAUGUACUAAAUAAACUGCACAAGCUCUUAGGUUCAGCAGCACCAAACCAAUAAUAUUUCAGGUCUUCAAAUAUGUCCAUAGCAGAUCCCCAUCUUGGAUUUGUUAGAAAGUGAGGUUAUAUCUGUCUUUAAAUGAGAACUAAAGUCAGAAUCACUAGCGGGUACCAAAAUGUUAUGGCCUACCGGAUACUCUGGGGCCUGUUCUCCUGUUAGUUAAAAACGGCACCAGUCGGUAUUUCUGUAGAAGAUCAUUGCUGCCAUCUUCUUCGGCUUUUUCUUUCAUUUGGUUUCGUUUCAUGCAGGCACACGCUUAGUAGAGUGAACACCAAGCUUAAAAGCAAAAAGCCUGUUUUUUUUAUGCUACUGUGGAUGUGCCUGCCCGUAGGGAAAAAAAAAAACAGAAGAGAAAGGAAGAUCAAGCCAACAAACUGCUACAGAAAUACCCCGGGCUGGUGCAGUUUUCUGCCAAAAGAAGAACUAGCUCAGAGAGUUUACUUGCCCAGAUACAUUGAUUAUGUUCACUGGGGGGUGCAAAACAUUUGGCACCAAUAGUUAUUUUAAUUUUAGCUCUGUUUUUAAUAGAAGAACAAGGGACACAUUGGCAUGGAGGCAAAAUUUGCUAAGCACGUGUUAUCUUGAUAUACAGUAAAUGCGCGCGAUAUUGCACGCAGAGAGAGAGCUAUAGCCACCUACGGACCACGCAAUUAAGUCUGAUUUGAAGGGAUGCAUCAAAUCCUGAAUCCUAUUUUUCAUCAGGAUUCGGAUUCUACCGAAUCAAAGAGCCUGGCUGAACCAAAUUCUAACCCUAUAUAACUGAAAAAAAUUGAAAUGUGCACAUUGGGUAUUUCCAUCUGUGUGCUGGCUUUUCAGGGGCAGAAGAUCAGUUCGAUAUCCCUGGAUUUGGGGAUUCGCUGAAUCCUGAAAAGCAGGGUUAGAUGCAUCCCUACCAAUUUUCAAGUGUAAUUGCGUUAAUAUUGAGGCAUCAGGCGCCUUACUACUUCGAUGGCACUGGAAUUCUGGGGGAAAAGUGCUGCAUUAGGGAAACAAACAUGGAGAUUGCACUUGAAAUUGCACAUUGAUUACUGCUCUUGUGAUCGUAAAAGACGGAGGGGUCUUUUACCUUCACAAUGCAGAUAUAACAUUAAUGUCCUAGUUGUUUGUUGGAGCACUAAGCUCCUCUGUAAGCUCUCAUUAUAAAAUGUUGUUGGAAACUGUUCUUAUAUUCACUUUAAAGGUACGCUGUACUGUUAUUUAUUUAUGUAUGUAAACCAACCCAUAACUAUUUAUUAACCUAUUCUGGAUUCUGCCUCUAGGUGGAGAAUGCAAUGAAAAUAAAUCUUUCUGCUAAAAUCCCUUUGAAAAUGGCAUUGCUGUGAAGGCUCAGGAUAUCGUUGCUCUCAGAUAUACAACAGUAUCUUUGAGCAGGUUCACUCAAUUGACUUUUUAAGGCUUCUGUCACAUGCCAGUGACCAUCCUCUCAGGUCCCAUUGACUUUAGUGGGAUCCUUGUGGAAGUCAAAGUUUCAGCACUUUCCUACCAUAUGACAUUAGGCUUAAAGGAGAAGGAAAGGCUAAAAUUAAGUAAGCUUUAUCAGAAAGGUCUAUAUAAAUACACCAGUAAACCCUCAAAGUAAUGCUGCUCUUUGUCC
Molecule: messenger RNA, 5225 nt
Organism: Xenopus laevis (African clawed frog)
Lineage: Eukaryota; Metazoa; Chordata; Amphibia; Anura; Pipidae
Product: E3 SUMO-protein ligase ZBED1
Exons: 6
Coding region: 174-2762 (862 amino acids)
Source: RefSeq, a predicted model, not a curated record